Seminavis robusta is the source of this 1572-nucleotide messenger RNA. The record is from the annotation of a GenBank genome assembly. NCBI's taxonomy places the organism in Eukaryota, Bacillariophyta, Bacillariophyceae, Naviculales, Naviculaceae.
AUGCAACGAGACUAUCUUUGGCAGCAGCUUCCCCCGGCCCCCACCUCCAUUUCUGAGCGCUUGUCCUUUCCUCACAUGGAUCCCAAUCAUUUCCCUUCGAGGCUUCAUGAAAUGCUUUGCGACAUCGACAUGAAUGGCAGAGGGGAAGAGAGAAUCGUUUCAUGGCAGCCUCAUGGCAAGUGCUUUUUGAUCAAGAAGAAGGAUGAGUUCAUUCAAAGAGUAAUGUCAAGAUGGUUUUGCCGGCUCAAGUUCACGACCUUUGAACGGCAACUCCACAAGCAUGGAUUCCGCAAGCUGAGCCGCAAAGGUCCUGAUCAAGGAGCUUAUUACCAUCCUGACUUUGCCCGUGACACGCCAGAGAAGGUUACCACUAUCCACCAUACCAACAUCCGAGGAAAGAGGGGCCGCAAGCCCAAGUCCAAGCUCACGGAACCUGACUUUUAUGCAGCCGAAGCCAAGAUUGCAAGCCCUGAAUUGUCGAGUCAGGAAGCGGGCAAACAAUCCAGUGCCCCUGCCCCAAUGGGUUCCUUGUGGUUCGAACAGGUUACUCCCAAGGCCAGCAGCAAGGUGGCUACACUUGCCAACGUUGAAGCUCAGGAGCGCCCUCGAUCUCCCCUUGACGGCAAACUGAGAACAGGCGCCUCCCUGUUCUCAGCAGAGGCCAACAGCAUUCCCAGUCUGCGACCAUCCGGUCAGCCUCUCUUCUCUGGUGGACUGCACCAUGACAAUUUGGCGGCGGCCACGGGCGCCUCCAUUCAGUCCCAAUUGUCAGGGGGCAUCCUUCAGCAGCAGCAGCCACUUCAACCUCUUCCAGCUCCCUCGUUGAGACGUGGACUCUCGGGCACUGGUGCUACAGACGACGUUCACGGUCCUCCUGCUCCUCCUCCUGCCCUGGCAAGGCAAUCCAGUGAUUUCUCCAUUGGAGCAUUUAGCCUUUUUGGAGGGCUUGCUGAAUCGUCUCCCGAAGAACCUACUUUGGAGAGACGAGACAGUUCGGGCCUUGGCGGUUCUUCAAGACCCUUUGCGUCGCCUCAGCCAUCCUCCUUGGCAGCGACUUUGCCAGUGCAGCUUCCCUACUCCGAGCACCGAGAACGGUUAAACGAUCUCCUCCAAAGGAACCAGCAGCAGCAGAGGAGCCUUCAAAUGCAGCAACAGCAAUUGGAACAGCAACGGUUGGAGCUUCAACUCAGGGAGCAGCAGCAGCUGGACGUUGCUGGAAGGCAGCUCGGGCUCACGUCGUCGUUCCAGGGUCCUUCCUUUUCCCAUCAUCUACCUCCCAUUCCCCAGAACCGGCCUUCUCUGUCUCAGAAUCGGCCCUCUCUUUCCCAGAAUCUGCCCUCGUUUUCCCAGAAUCGAUCAUCUUUGCAAUCAUCCAUUUCCCAGAACCUGUCCUUGAUUCGGGAGCAGCAGAACAUCCAAGAAAUGAUGGCCAUGACUGGCGGAAUGCCUCAGGAAUCAUUGCAGGACCCCCAGCAGCAGCAACAACAGCAGCAACACCGACAACAGUUUCAGCAGCCUCCAAAGUCGUCCUCGCACCCAAACUACCCUUUCUUUGAUCCUCGAGGUCUUUGA